Messenger RNA from Penicillium soppii, 1701 nucleotides. Its product is annotated as putative GTPase NOG2. NCBI's taxonomy places the organism in Eukaryota, Fungi, Ascomycota, Eurotiomycetes, Eurotiales, Aspergillaceae. The coding region runs from base 1 to 1701 and encodes 566 amino acids. Gene Ontology annotation, cellular component: nucleolus. The record is from RefSeq and is a predicted model, not a curated record. Gene Ontology annotation, molecular function: GTP binding. The transcript is spliced from 3 exons.
AUGGGUACAGGAAAGAAGGAGGCCGCUCGUAAAGAGCGGCAAGGAAAGGUCAGCGAUGGCAUGAACAAUGUUAAGACCAAAGGUGAAAAUUUCUACCGUGAUGCCAAGAAGAUCAAGACUUUGAACAUGUUCAAGGAUGGCAAGGCUCGUCGUAAUGCCCAGGGUGAGAUCACAGUGUCGGCCAGUUAUCAAUCCAGAGACCUGCCCACAGCCCGCAUCGAGCCAAACCGUAAAUGGUUUGCCAAUUCUCGUGUCAUCUCUCAAGAAGCUCUGACCUCGUUCCGUGAUGCUGUUGCGGAGCGUGCUUCCGAUCCAUACCAAGUUCUUCUCAAGACCAACAAGCUUCCCAUGAGCUUGAUUCGGGACAAUGACACUGUCAACGGCCUGAAGCAGCAUCAGGCUAAGAUGGCUAUUGAGACGGCUCCUUUCAAUGACACAUUCGGCCCCAAGGCCCAGCGCAAGCGUGUCAAGCUUGGUGUGUCUUCCCUAGAAGACCUUGCUGGCGAGAGCGCUCGCCUGCAGGACACCUACAGUGAGAAGAACGAUGAGGGAUUCCACGCAGAUGGAAGUGCCAUCGUUCGUGGUGAUGACACUGCCGCGGUCGAAGACCUGGGCCUGCUCACCACCUCUCGUGAAUCUGUCUUCUCCAAGGGACAGAGUAAGCGUAUCUGGAACGAGCUGUACAAGGUCAUCGAUUCUUCCGAUGUCAUCAUUCAUGUCUUGGAUUCUCGUGAUCCCAACGGUACUCGUUGCCGAAGUGUUGAAAAAUACGUUCGCGAGGAGGCACCGCACAAGCACUUGAUUUUCGUUCUGAACAAGUGUGAUCUUGUUCCGACUAGUGUUGCUGCCGCUUGGGUUCGUCAUCUUUCCAAGGACUACCCUACUCUUGCAUUCCACGCCAACAUCAACAACUCUUUCGGUAAGGGUUCAUUGAUUGCGCUGCUCCGUCAGUUCUCUUCCCUUCACUCCGACCGGAAGCAGGUCUCUGUUGGUUUCAUUGGAUACCCCAACACGGGCAAGUCCUCUAUCAUCAACACCCUGCGCAAGAAGAAGGUGUGCACAGUCGCCCCUAUUCCGGGUGAGACCAAGGUGUGGCAAUACAUCACCUUGAUGAAGAGAAUUUACCUCAUCGAUUGCCCCGGUGUCGUCCCUCCCAACGCAAAUGAUACAGAGGAGGAUAUUCUCCUCCGUGGUGUUUGUCGUGUGGAGAACGUUCACAACCCUGAGCAGUACAUCCCUGCUGUCCUUCGCCGUGUCCAGCCCCGUCAUCUCGAGCGUACCUACGGCAUCAAGUACCAGGAGGACUACUUGGACUGGCUUGCGCUUCUUGCCCGCCAGGGUGGUCGUCUUCUCAAGGGAGGCGAGGCUGAUCUGGACGGUGUUGCCAAGAUGGUCAUCAACGAUUUCCUUCGUGGAAAGAUCCCUUGGUACACUCCUCCCCCCAAGGGCAAGGGUAAGGAUGGCAAAGAAGAAGAAGAUGAGGACGCCGGUGUUGAGGGCCGUGAAGGCCGCCUCGGUGAGAUGGGCCGUAAGCGCAAGCUUGAUGAAAAUAAUGAGCCUACCGAGAAGGAGGCCGAGGCUGAAUCAUCGGACUCCAAUCCCGCUGAGAAUGAGCAUGAUGAGGACGGUGGCCACGAAAGUGACAACGACUCCAUCGCCAACAUUGAAGUCAGUGAUGUGGAGAGCGGCGAGGAAGAUUGA